UGGCACAUGAAACGCAACGUAAGCUUCUUGAUCCCUGCACGACACGGGACAGGGACAGCUACAAUCGAUUGAUGCAAGCUGUCUCGAAGCGUGAAGCGGGUCGGCUUGGUUAGUUGGUUUGGUAUAUUUCAUCGGCGUCUCGACGGAUCUUUACAUCGAGCAUCCGACGUCACGAGAUACGACUGUGACGAUCCAAUUGUAAACGGGGAAGCGCCGCCAGUAUCGUUGAUGACCACUUUCGUUUCAUUUGAUUCACAAUGAAGCUCUGGACAGCCAUCCCGGCUGCGCUGUCGCUCCUCAGCUUCGCGACGGCAAGCUCCGUCCGCCUUCCUUCGACCUUUAAGCCACCUCAAGUCUUCAAGAACGUCAACCUGGUUCAUGUCAUAUCUCUUGAGAAGAUAUAUGCCAAGGAGCAGGUCAAUGUCCUGAUUGAGAAUAUCGCCAGCACUCCUCAGGAUGAGUACUUUUUCCCGUUUACGAUCGACGAGCUGUCGCGGGUGGGCGGGUUCGAGGUGAAGGACCGGAAGAACGAAGAUGCAGGCCCAUUUACGGUGGAAGCAGUUGAGUUCGACCCAAAGAGCGACCUGCAGUACUACCGGAUACGAUUGCCUACUCCACUAAAAGCUGGAGGUCAGCAGACAUUGGGAAUCACCUACAACAUCCUGAAGGCGGUUAGGCCGCUGCCUGCGCAAGUGACCCAGGACGGGAGCCAGUUCCUUGCGUACCGCUUCUCUGCGUACUGUCCGUCGGCCUAUGUCACCUCGAAGCAAAAGACAGAAGUCAAGUUCUCUUCAUCUAAUGUCCCCGACUACACCAAACUUCCCUCCGUCGAUGGCGACAAGCCCAACCCGGCAAAGCAGGGCUCCAAGCUCACCUAUGGCCCCUUUGACGAGAAGCCUGCCGGCGCUGUCGAGCCCGUCCAGGUCAGGUUCGAGUUCACCAAGCCCGUGACGCACAUUGCCCGCCUGGAGCGGGAUAUUGAGGUCAGCCACUGGGGUGGAAAUGUUGCUUUCGAGGAGCGCUACACUCUUUUCAACAUGGGCGCCAACCUCAGCUCGCAGUUCAGCCGUGUCAAGUGGGCCACCCAAAGCUACCACAACUCUCCCACACAUGCUCUCAAGGAAAUCAAGUUCCCUCUUCGUGUGGGCAGUGCCGAUGUGUACUACUACGAUGUCAUCGGCAAUGUCUCUACCUCGAGGUUUCGCAGCAACAAGCGUGAAGCCCUUCUGGAGGUGAAGCCGCGUUACCCCAUCUUUGGUGGUUGGAAGUUCCCUUUUACCAUCGGAUGGAAUGCCGAUGCCAAGAACUUUGUGCGCCGUACUAGCGAGGGUAAAUACGUGCUCAACGUGCCUUUUCUGGAGGGACCCAAGCAGCCCGAAGGUAUCGAGUACAGCCAGGUUCAGUUACGACUGCUGCUUCCCGAGGGAGCCACUAACGUAAAGUACCACACCAAGACCCCUUCUUCAUCGAUCAUGUCUGUUGAGGUUGGAACGCAGAAGACGUAUCUGGAUACAAUCGGAAGGACAUCUUUGGUGAUCACAGCACACAAUCUCAUUGAUGAGCACCGCGACCGGGAGCUUGUAGUAUCAUACGACUACUCGCUCGUCGCAAGCUUGCGGAAGCCCUUGGUGAUCUUCACGAGCAUGAUGGGCGUUUUUGCGCUCGUCUGGGCUGCGGGCCAAGUCGAAACCAAGUUUUCUUACAAGAAGUAGAUGAGAACUGGCCGGUAUUUAGAAGGGGAAGCCUGCGUUAUGACGACGAGUUUUACAAAGGAAUUUGAUGAUGCAAAAAGGAGACUCUCAGGCUUUGUUUGGCGCAUAUGUAAUACCAAUCUGACUCGGAAGGGAGAUAUAAAACAAAAAA
Molecule: messenger RNA, 1863 nt
Organism: Pyricularia oryzae 70-15
Lineage: Eukaryota; Fungi; Ascomycota; Sordariomycetes; Magnaporthales; Pyriculariaceae
Product: oligosaccharyltransferase alpha subunit
Exons: 3
Coding region: 258-1712 (484 amino acids)
Cellular component (GO): oligosaccharyltransferase complex; membrane
Source: RefSeq, a predicted model, not a curated record